This is a messenger RNA of Octodon degus (degu), 1003 nucleotides long. RefSeq names its product clarin 3 (gene Clrn3). The coding region runs from base 129 to 809 and encodes 226 amino acids. The transcript has 3 exons. NCBI's taxonomy places the organism in Eukaryota, Metazoa, Chordata, Mammalia, Rodentia, Octodontidae. The record is from RefSeq and is a predicted model, not a curated record.
GAGUGAGGUUGUAUAUGUUACAACGAAGUAUUAGACUUCAUUUCCAAAUACUGGACUCCAAAUGAUAAGGUCCAAAACUACUACAAGAAAAUCUUUGUUUACGCCAAGGAACUUAUUUUCCAGAGAAAAUGCCGACAACACAGAAAACAUUGAUGUUCUUGUCCAGCUUUGUCACAAGCCUUGGAUCAGUCGUCACAAUUUGUUCGAUUCUCGCCACGCAAGCAUGGGUCACCAGUACACUUGCUAUCAGGGAUACUUUUUCCAACGGCAGCGUUAUCAUCACUUGUGGUCUUUUUCGUGGUAAGAGUACUCAAGAAUUGGUUCAAGGACUUACUGAACCAGACAAAGAUUUUGAAGUUUUCCGGAUAUUGGAGAAUUCUUCUCCCAGAUCUCUGCAACUGGUCACUGUCCUGUUCCUGGUCCUCAGUUUGUGCGCUUCACUGAUGAGCUCUGGGUUCACCUUCUACAACAGCAUCAGCAACCCCUACCAGACCUUCCUGGGCCCAACCGGGGUGUACACCUGGAAUGGCAUCAGCGCAUCCUCCGUUUUCCUGACCAUGGUACUGUUUGUGGGAAACACACAAUCCAAUCAACUUUCUGAAGAGCUGUCCCUGAAGCUUUAUCCAUCGAUCACGAUCAGAGGAACGACCCACAGCUAUGGAUACUCGUUUUGGCUCAUUCUGCUCAUCAUUCUCCUAAAUGUACUCACUGUGGUCAUCAUCUUUUUCUACCAGAAAGCCCGAUCCCAGCAGAAGCAGGCGGAGAGAAAGCCUGUGGAGUAUGCUCCCAGGGAUGGAAUUUUGUUCUAAGUUCCAUUUGGUGUCAUUUUGUCAUUGUGUCUGUUCCACUUCACGUCAGCUCCCUGAGCAGUAACUGGUUAAUUUCUAUGACCACCAGUGUAGUAAAGUGACUGUCAUUUGUGGCAGCUUUGGUAUCCCAAGACACUGUUCUUCAUGGAUAUUGUCUUGUUGGUGUUUCCUUGCAAGAGUGGGGGAGAUGAGUG